Molecule: messenger RNA, 1257 nt
Organism: Mesitornis unicolor (brown roatelo)
Lineage: Eukaryota; Metazoa; Chordata; Aves; Mesitornithiformes; Mesitornithidae
Gene: SEC13
Product: SEC13 homolog (S. cerevisiae)
Exons: 8
Biological process (GO): positive regulation of TOR signaling; COPII-coated vesicle budding; protein import into nucleus
Cellular component (GO): nuclear pore outer ring; COPII vesicle coat
Molecular function (GO): protein binding; structural molecule activity
Source: RefSeq, a predicted model, not a curated record
GUCUCGGUCAUCAACACCGUGGACACCUCCCACGAGGACAUGAUCCACGAUGCCCAGAUGGAUUACUACGGCACUCGGUUAGCGACCUGUUCUUCAGACAGAUCCGUGAAAAUCUUUGAUGUUAGGAAUGGAGGGCAAAUCCUCAUCGCGGACCUGAGAGGGCACGAAGGUCCCGUGUGGCAGGUUGCCUGGGCCCAUCCUAUGUAUGGAAAUAUCUUGGCCUCCUGUUCCUACGACAGGAAGGUCAUUGUCUGGAAGGAAGAGAAUGGCACUUGGGAAAAGACAUACGAGUACACAGGGCACGACUCCUCAGUGAAUUCUGUCUGCUGGGCACCGCAUGACUAUGGACUGAUCCUGGCCUGCGGGAGCUCUGAUGGGGCCAUUUCCUUACUGAGCUACACAGGUGACGGGCAGUGGGAAGUCAAAAAGAUCAGCAAUGCACACACGAUUGGAUGUAACGCAGUUAGCUGGGCUCCUGCUGUUGUACCAGGAAGCCUUAUAGAACAACCAUCUGGUCAAAAACCGAACUACAUCAAAAGGUUUGCGUCUGGUGGCUGCGACAACCUGGUCAAGAUCUGGAAGGAAGAAGAUGGCCAGUGGAAAGAAGAGCAGAAGCUGGAGGCUCACAGUGACUGGGUUCGAGAUGUGGCCUGGGCUCCAUCUAUAGGCUUGCCAACAAGCACCAUUGCCAGCUGCUCACAGGAUGGGAGAGUGUUUAUCUGGACGUGUGAUGAUGCCUCUGGAAAUUCAUGGUCACCAAAGUUGCUGCACAAGUUCAACGAUGUUGUCUGGCAUGUGAGCUGGUCCAUUACUGCAAAUAUUCUCGCAGUGUCUGGGGGAGACAAUAAAGUCACGCUAUGGAAGGAAUCAGUGGACGGACUGUGGGCAUGCAUCAGCGACGUCAACAAGGGCCAAGGAGGGGUGUCUGCCGUCACGGAGGGGCAGCAGAAUGAGCAGUGAUGCACAAGUGAAUGUUCCAGCUGCAACAAGUGAUCACCAUACCUGAUUUGCAAUGGUUCUUGAACAGGAAGAGAACUGACUUUAUCUAAACUGGACACCAAACAUGGGAAACAAUUAUCCAAUCUUAUGAGCACUCUAACUAUUGCUGGGAGGCUACAAUGUUGAUAAUCGGCCUUAAUUGACAUUCCUUUAAAUUUAAAGUAAAAAACAUAGCAAAGUACUGUGCCUUAUACUACUCCUUGACACUGCAGAAAUUGUACCCUGCUUUUCUGGUUUAGGGAUCAAAUUUAAUUGGAU